AUUUAAGAGUUUCUUGCACGAUACUUCGAGCAUACGACAAAAUAAGAAGAAGUUGUCAAUGUCAACGCUAUUGGCAUUAUAAAUGGAACGAAAUUUCAUGACGACUCUAUAAUCAUUUUCUUGGCAAGACCUCAAGAUCACUUAUAAUCGUAAGACACAUUGUUCAUAAUCCCCCAGAAUCAGUUCCCGUCACAGAGUUAGAUCUUCAAUGGCUCAACACGGAAACGGCGCGCUGAACAGGACUUCCUUCCAUUUCCAACCUCAUAGAAACUGGAUCAACGAUCCAAACGCGCCAAUGUAUUACAAAGGAUUCUACCAUAUGUUCUACCAGCACAAUAACUUGGCUCCCCGAUUCAGUGAGAUAAUGAUAUGGGGACACUCUGUUUCACAAGACAUGGUCAACUGGAUCCAACUCGAACCAGCCUUUGUUCCUACUGAGUCCUUUGACAGACACAGCUGCUGGUCUGGAUCCGCCACUAUCCUCCCUGAUGGCAAACCGGUAAUUCUAUACACUGGACUCGAGGAGCACGAGGAGCUCGACAGACGCCAGGUUACAGUUCUUGCCGAACCUAAGGAUGCUUCCGACCCUCUGCUUCGUGAGUGGGUAAAGCCAAAGAACAAUCCUGUGAUGCUUCCGCCACACGACGUCCCUCACGAUUGUUUCCGUGACCCUACGACCGGGUGGCAAGGACAAGAUGGGAUAUGGAGAGUUAUCGUGGGAGCUAAGGAGAUAAAUACUGAAAGAGGAAUGGCUGUUUUGUACAGAAGUAAAGACUUUGUGGAAUGGACUAAGUAUCCGACUCCUUUACUUGCGACACAAGACACAGGAAUGUGGGAAUGCCCUGAUUUUUUCCCGGUUUCUUUGACCGGUAAAGAAGGUGUAGAGACAUCGGUGAACAAUGCUAGUGUAAAGCAUGUCUUGAAAGUGAGUUUUGGAGGUCAUGAUUGCUAUGUUAUUGGUACAUACUCUUCUGAGAGUGAAGACUUUGCAGCUGAUUCUGAGUUCACUAACACAACUGCGGAUUUGAGGUAUGAUCAUGGAACGUUCUAUGCUUCUAAGGCCUUCUUUGACAGUGUUAAGAAUCGGAGGAUCAACUGGGGAUGGGUUAUAGAGACUGAUAGCGUUGAAGAUGAUCUCGAGAAAGGAUGGUCUGGCCUUCUGUCUCUUCCUAGGGAGAUGUGGCUUGACACAAGUGGAAAGAGGCUGAUACAAUGGCCAAUAGAAGAAAUCAACUAUCUUAGGACUAAACAAGUUAGCUUGGAUAACACGCAUCUCGCAGGCUGCUCGAUUCUUGAAAUAUCAGGCAUCACUGCAGCACAAGCUGACGUAGAAGUGACUUUUGAUCUGCCUGUUCUGGAAGGCAACCCCCAAGUACUUGAUUCUGAUCAUGUUGAUGAUGCGGUUUUGUUCGACCGUGACAGCUCGGUUGGAUGUGUUUAUGGACCUUUUGGGUUGCUAGCAUUGGCUACCAGUGAUUUAUCUGAACAAACUGCAAUUUUCUUCAAAAUAAUUCGUCGUGGAAAUGGAUAUUCGGUUGUAAUGGGCAGCGAUGAGAAUAAGUCUUCGUUGAGAGACAACGCAAGGAAAUCUGCACAUGGAACAGUCCUAGACAUUGAUCCACUACAUGAGAAGAUAUCAUUGAGAUGUUUGAUUGAUCACUCUAUUAUAGAGAGCUAUGGAGCAGGAGGAAGAAAUGUGAUUACUUCUAGGGUGUAUCCCAAAGUAGCAAUUGGUGAAGCAGCUAAGCUUUACUUGUUCAAUGAUGGAACAAGGGGUGUGAACAUAUCGUCUAUGGAAGCUUGGAGCAUGAGAAAUGCUGAAGUCAAUUUAAACGCACUUUAAUUUAUCAGUAACAAUGCUGCUAAUAAUAAUAAUAAUCUUUGGACUGCCUAAAGAUGAUUCCAGUACUUUUAUGAGUUUGUUUUAAGAUUUAUCCGUGUUUUGUGUUCAAGAUAUUGGUGUGUGUGUUUUUCUUUUCUUCUUUUAAAUCUAAGUUAUGUGUUUAUCAUAA
This is a messenger RNA of Brassica napus (rape), 2012 nucleotides long. Its product is annotated as beta-fructofuranosidase, insoluble isoenzyme CWINV6. Gene Ontology annotation, biological process: carbohydrate metabolic process. Gene Ontology annotation, molecular function: hydrolase activity, hydrolyzing O-glycosyl compounds. Bases 209 to 1843 code for a protein of 544 amino acids. The transcript has 7 exons. The record is from RefSeq and is a predicted model, not a curated record. NCBI's taxonomy places the organism in Eukaryota, Viridiplantae, Streptophyta, Magnoliopsida, Brassicales, Brassicaceae.